This is a messenger RNA of Paramecium octaurelia, 1391 nucleotides long. NCBI's taxonomy places the organism in Eukaryota, Ciliophora, Oligohymenophorea, Peniculida, Parameciidae. The record is from the annotation of a GenBank genome assembly.
AUGUGGACAUAAGAGGAUCUAGAUUAAUUAUUAAAUUGUAUUGCAUGUUUUAAUGAUGACAUUAAAAGUGUCGACAACUGCAAUUUCUUAAAGAAUGUUUCAGACUAGCUUAUACAUUUAAUUAGUAUAAGAAAUAAUUAAUUUUUAUAAAUCAUCAAUUUUACAAUUAUUCUUAUUAAGAUCUUUCAAAACUUAUUACCUAAGUCCAACUAUAAUAGAUACAAUUAGUAUCUAUUGGAGUAGGUAUUAAUAAAUACACAAAUCGAUCGAUUGAAGGAAUUUUUCAUUUUCCAUUAAUUGAUUCUGAUGAUUUAUAUUAAUUAAUAAAAGAUUUAUUUGAAAAGAAGAGUCAAUAAAUUUUGGAGGCAACAAAUUUUGAGUUUGAGGUUGAUAAUAAAAGAUUUCCAUCAGAGCUUUAACUUUAACCAUUUGAGUCGAGUGCAUAAAAUAAAAAUGUAUGUUUGAAUAGAUACUUUAAUUAUGUACAAAAUGAUGAUUAGAAUUAAUAAAAUGAUGAUUAGAAUUAAUAUAAUGAAAAUUCAUAAAAUUAAUAAUAUUAGAUAUUCAUUCCUGAAUUACUUGUGGAAGAUGCUAUUGUAAAAGUUGAUAAUUGUUCGGCAAUAGCUAUAAAUAAAAAUUGCUCUAUUGUGGUUGCAGGAUAUCAUAAUAUAAUAAAAAUAUUUAAACUCAAAUAAGAAAUGUUGAUAGAAACUCAAAAUUUAAAGACACAUUAGGGAGAAAUAGUAGUUUUGAAUUUUAUGAAUUAGUCUAAUCAAUUUAUAUCUGGAAGUAAAGAUAAUUAAAUUAUUAUAUGGUCGAUUAAUAACAACCAUGAAUGGAUUUUCUAAUCUAAAUUAGUUGGACAUAAUGAUAAAAUUACAUGUUUAGUUUUGAAUAACAACGAAGAUCUGAUAGUUUCUGGAAGUAAUGAUUAGACAAUUAAAUUUUGGACAAAAAAUAUUUAAUGUGAGUGUCAAUAAACUAUUGAAGAACAUAACAGUGGUGUAAGGCAUUUGAGCAUAAAUUAACAAUAGAAUAAAGUGAUUUCAUGUGGAAAGGAUAACAAUAUUUUUAUUAUUGAAUGUUCAAAAUAAAACUCUCAAUGGAUAAUUAUAUAAAGGAUCACUGAAGUAUGUCAUCGAUUAUGUUUUAUUGAUAAUGAUUUAUUUGCACUUAUAAAGAAUUUUGGAGAGGCCUUAGAUAUAUAUGAAAAUAAUCAUUUUAAUAAAUAAUUUGAGUGGAAAUAGUCAAUUAGAUCUUUUAAUCUUUGGUUGAUGAUAUUAUUCUUCUAAACCAUACCAAUUAUAAUAUUUAGAUUCUAAAGGCCUGCUUGUAAUUAAGAGACUGGAUGUUUUAUAAUUUUUCAGAAAUAAUAAAGAUGGCAAGUUUGA